Molecule: messenger RNA, 4808 nt
Organism: Monodelphis domestica (gray short-tailed opossum)
Lineage: Eukaryota; Metazoa; Chordata; Mammalia; Didelphimorphia; Didelphidae
Biological process (GO): regulation of transcription by RNA polymerase II
Cellular component (GO): nucleus
Molecular function (GO): DNA-binding transcription factor activity, RNA polymerase II-specific; RNA polymerase II cis-regulatory region sequence-specific DNA binding
Source: RefSeq, a predicted model, not a curated record
UUAUUACAUCACUUCCUCCUUGAGAGCAGUUUCUCUUUCCUUUUCCUGUGGGCUGGUCUCCAUGGUAACAGAACCUCUUCUCUCUGGGCCUGGCUCUCUGUCCACUGAGCCAGUCACCUCUUUCUUCAGUUAAGUUACUACAAGGGAUUAAGAAUUCCCUUUUAUACUCCUGAGGGCAGGCUUGGACCUGGGUGACUCCUUUGGCCCCUCACCCUGUAUAGACCCUGUGGGGCAGCCUCUUCUCUGGGAAGAGGAGGGGAAACCUCUCCCCAGCUCUGGGUGCAGAGGCCCAGGCGUGGCCACAGGAGGGUCGGGGCUGAGCCAGAUCUGGAGCUGGGAGGGAGAUCAGGGCAGCUUUCUUCUCAGGUUCCACCCAGAGCCAUUGGCCCAGAGAGUGAGCCCAAAGGCAGAGAGGAAGAUGGGCUGUUCCACACUGGGGGAAAGAGGGGAGGGGGUUCCCCGGGGGCUCCAGGCCAGCUCCUGCUGCUCAGAAGGGCAGAGAAGACAGACAUUCCCUGGCCCAGGGGAGGCCUGUUAGGAAGAACUUUGGCUGGAGCUCCAUUCUGGGGGUCAUAAAGUCAGGGGAAGGUAGAAUCCUGAGGGGAAGCAAAGCUGGGAAAGGUGGAGGAGCUUCCCCACCUGGACUCACCGGGGCUACUUUGCUGCCUCAACAGGGAGCCUGGAGUCCCAGGGAUGGCCUUGGAGAGGGACAGACUCCGAGCCCCGGAGGUGGUGACAUUCCAGGAUGUGGCUGUGGACUUCACGCUGGAGGAGUGGCGCCUCUUGUCCCCUCCCCAGAAGGAGCUGUACAAGGAGGUGAUGCUGGAGAAUGCCUGGAACCUGCUCUCUGUAGGGCUUCCAGCUCCCCCAGAAGAUGUGCUCUCUUAUUUGGAGCAGAGGGAAGCCCCAUGGAUGCUGGAGCAAGAAGGCCUGAGGAGCUUCAGCCCAGAAGGAGAGAUCAGACCGGAAAUGAAGGCAACUCCAACAGAGAUGAGCCUUGCUUUGGAAGAAACAAACCAGAAAAGACUUAUGAGUGAUAUUCCAAAUAAUGUAGCUUACAGAGAACUCUGUGUGAUAUCUCAAAAUUCAUCCCACACUGAACAUCAAAAAAUAAACUCUGAGGAAAAGUUUAGUGAAAGGAGGCAAUGUGGAAAGACAUUCAGACAGAGACACAAACUUACUAUACAUCGGAGAAUCCACACUAGCAAGAAACCUUAUGAAUGCAAUCACUGUGGAAAGACAUUCAGUUGGAGCUCUGAACUUGCUGUUCAUCAGAGAAUCCACACUGGGGAGAAACCUUAUGAAUGCAAUCAUUGUGGAAAGACAUUCAGUCGGAGCUCCAGUCUGGCUAUACAUCAGAGAAUCCACACUGGGGAGAAACCUUAUGAAUGCAAGCAGUGUGAAAAGACAUUCAGAUCGAGCUCUGAACUUGUUGUACAUCAGAGAAACCACACUGGGGAGAAACCUUAUGAAUGCAAUCUUUGUGAAAAAACAUUCAAUCAGAGCUCCAAUCUUGCUCGACAUCAGAGAGUCCACAGUGGUAUGAAACCUUAUGAAUGCAAUCAUUGUGGAAAGACUUUCAGAACAAGCUCUGAACUUGCUGUUCAUCAGAGAAUCCACACUGGGGAGAAACCUUAUGAAUGCAAUCAGUGUGAAAAGACAUUCAGAUCGAGUUCCAAUCUUGCUCGACAUCAGAGAAACCACACUGGGGAGAAACCUUAUGAAUGCAAUCAUUGUGGAAAGACAUUCAGUCAGAGCUCCCAUCUUGUUCUACAUCAGAGAAUCCACACUGGAGAGAAACCUUAUGAAUGCAAUCAGUGUGGAAAGACAUUCAGUCGGAGCUCCAGUCUGGCUAUACAUCAGAGAAUUCACACUGGGGAGAAACCUUAUGAAUGCAAUCAUUGUGGAAAGACAUUCAGAUCGAGCUCUGAACUUGUUGUACAUCAGAGAAACCACACUGGCGAGAAACCUUAUGAAUGCAAUCAUUGUGGAAAGACAUUCAAUCAGAGCUCCAAUCUUGCUCGACAUCAGAGAGUCCACAGUGGUAUGAAACCUUAUGAAUGCAAUCAUUGUGGAAAGACAGUCAGAUCAAGCUCUGAACUUGCUAUACAUCAGAGAAUCCACUCUGGGGAGAGACCUUAUGAAUGCAAUCAUUGUGGAAAGACUUUCAGAUCAAGCUCUGAACUUGCUCGACAUGAGAGAAUCCACACUGGAGAGAAACCUUAUGAAUGCAAUCAUUGUGGAAAGACAUUCAGAUCGAGCUCUGAACUUGCUGUACAUCACAGAAUCCACACUGGGGAGAAACCUUAUGAAUGCAAUCAUUGUGGAAAGACAUUCAAUCAGAGCUCCAAUCUUGCUCGACAUCAGAGAAUCCACACUGGAGAGAAACCUUAUGAAUGCAAGCAAUGUGGAAAGACAUUCAGGUACAGUUCCGAUCUUGCUGUACAUCAGAGAAACCACACUGGGGAGAAACCUUAUGAAUGCAGUAAUUGUGGAAAGACAUUCAAUCAGAGCUCAAGUCUUGCUCGACAUCAGAGAAUCCACACUGGGGAGAAACCUUAUGAAUGCAAUCUGUGUGGAAAGACAUUCAGAUCGAGCUCAGAACUUGCUGUACACCAGGGAAACCACACUGGCAAGAAACCUUAUGAAUGCAAUCAUUGUGGAAAGACAUUCAGAUUGAGCUCUGAACUUGCUGUACAUCAGAGAAUCCACACUGGGGAGAAACCUUAUGAAUGCAAUCAGUGCGGAAAGGCAUUCAAUCAGAGAUCCAAUCUUGCUCGACAUCAGAGAAUCCACACUGGAGAGAAACGUUGUGAAUGCAAGCAAUGUGGAAAGCCAUUCAGAUACAGCUCUGAUGUUGCUCAGCAUCAGAGAAUCCACACUGGGGAAGGACCUUAUGAAUGUAAGCAAUGUGGAAAGACAGUCAGCCCGAGAUCUCAUCUUGUACAUUAGAAUCCACACUGGGGGAAAGUUUUAUGAAUGAAAGCAAUCUGGAAAGACAUUUACAGUAAGGUCCAGACUUGCCAUAUAUCAGAGAAUCCACACUGGGGAGAAACCUUCUGAAUCCAAUCAAUGGGGAAAGCAAUUCAUAUGGAGGUCCACCCUUGGUCUACAUCAGAGAAACCUCAGACUUUCACACAGAGUUCUCACCUAGCUCUAAAUCAGAAAAUUCAUUCUAGUAUGUCAUAAACUCUACUCAGAUUAAGUCCAAAUGGGAAUAUGAUUUAGACCUAAAGUAUAAGCAUAUUAAGAGAGCAUAGAAUAGUUUAUCUUUUAGAUCAAUUUAUUGAUAAGGGAAGAAUUUAUGACCAAAUGAGAAAUAGAUUACAUCUAUUUGUAUAAACAAAACCAAUACAACCAAGGUUGAGAGGGGAAACAAGAAGUUAUCAUUUGAUUUAAAACAAGAUGUCCAAUUGUGUGAAGGAAACCCUCCCCCAGGAUCAGACAUGGGGUCUGCCCUGCAUCCCUAUGAUCCUAGUGACAUCAUCUAGUGUGGGUCAUGUGACUGAGUUUGAACAGGACAUGAUUAAACUGGACCUGGAAGGGAGAGGAAGGAAAAAACAUUGAAGACAAGGAAGUAGGGGCUCUUUCUGGAGGAACAAGUGAAGAAGGUGGCUGAGGGAGCUAUGUGGAGAGUACCUGCAUGGCUAAAAGUCUUUUCUCUUUAAUUCUCUGCCUCUACCUAUCCAAGUAAAUUCUAAUAAAGUUUGCGAAAGAUAAGGAUCAUAAUCCUAAUUGUAGUUUUUACAUUGGUGGCCACUAUGGAGAGGAGCAUCACUUCUCCUUUUUAAGGUUUUUAGAGGAGUUAAAAACAGACAAUAGGGCAGAUCAGUUCAUGGCACCAGCCACCACCUACUACCUGUUUCCCACUCAGCCAGAAAAGGCUACAGAUGCCACUGAUCUCAGGCUUGGUUAGAUAAAAUCUUUUGCUUUUCUUAAAAGGAUAAUCUUCCUUCUUGCAGCCAAUUUGAAGUCCCCAUGUGGCCUUAGACUUAGCUUAGGCGGGGGCAAGAUGUGGGAGAGAAUAGCAGGCAAGAUUCCCCUCUCUGGUAUCAGCAUCUUGGUGCAGUCACAGCUAGUGGCUGGUCUCAAGUGCCCCUCCACCCUACUUCAUAGCAGGGGUCCCCAAGGUACCUAAAUCAACCUCUUGGUAAGGCAGCUCCCUAUGAAGCAUCUCAAGGGUCAAAAUCUGAGCAGGGAUCCCUGGUCCCCACCCACACAUUUCAUCACUCUGAGCUUCUAACUUCUAAGCCCUGCAACAACCAGUAAGCCCAACCAACUCACUGGACUAGCCCAAGGGGGCUUCCAUGCUCCCAGCUAUGAAGGUGGGGACUGGAGCCCCAACCUGUAUCAGGGAUUUCCCCUACCACCCCCUGGACCCUGACCUCAGACCUCUCUAGCUUCCCAGCAGAGAGUUAAGACUCUCUACUCCCAGCUAUGGCUAAAGGUGUACAGCAUACUCUGUAUGCCAGGGCAGCACCACCAACAGAGGAAAAAACUGCAGGCAAUUUAUAUAUGUAUAUAUAUGUAUAUAGUAUAAUAAAAUAUAUUUAUAUAAAUUAAAUCAAAUUGAAGUAAAUUUUUAAAAAAAUAUUAAUAAAAUUGAAUUAAAUAAAAAAAUAAUUAAAUGAAAUAUGAAAUAGUUGCACAUACCACUUCAGUGAUCUAUUAUUUCAAAAAAUGUUGAUUUUUAAAAAUCAUUAUUGCUAUUGUAAAUGUAUAUUCAUUAUUAGUACUAUUGAGUACCAUUGUCUUGCAUUGAUUUCUUAUUUAAUCCUAAUGUAGUUUGGUUGCUUUCCACAAUAAAA